AUGAAACUCAGCAACAUGAUCGGUGUGCUAGGCGUGGCUGCUUUGGCAUUCUCGAGCAACACUGUGGAUGCGUCGACGGCAGCUGCGCAGACGUCGGGACACCUGCGCCAUCGAUACCACCGACAUGAUCACAGUCACAGAUAUGGCCGGCGGUCCGUCUACGAUGACGACGACGACAGUGACAGCUCCGGCGAUGGAAGGAGAGGUUAUAGCAAUCAGUAUGGCCGCAGGAACGACGACAUCGACACAGCGAAGCUGAACAACUACGGUUCACCUGCUAACAGCGGUGCGACUGCCAGUGCUGGUGCCAACGUCGGUAAUGGUGGAGCUGGUGUACCUGCCACUGCGGCAGCCACUGCAGGCACCCGUUCGAACGCAGGUCCCGGUGUAAACCGAGGAGUUGGAGCGAAUGCGGAGGCAAGCAGCAACGCUGCCAACGGGUACAGUACCGGCGGAGCUGUUCCGAAAGACGUGUACGCCCAGUAG
Molecule: messenger RNA, 486 nt
Organism: Peronospora matthiolae
Lineage: Eukaryota; Oomycota; Peronosporomycetes; Peronosporales; Peronosporaceae
Source: the annotation of a GenBank genome assembly